Molecule: messenger RNA, 441 nt
Organism: Plasmodium yoelii
Lineage: Eukaryota; Apicomplexa; Aconoidasida; Haemosporida; Plasmodiidae
Product: conserved Plasmodium protein, unknown function
Exons: 2
Coding region: 1-441 (146 amino acids)
Source: RefSeq, a predicted model, not a curated record
AUGGGAAAAAAGGUGGAAACAAAAUCGAAAAAAGAAAGUGAAGUGAAUGAACAAAAUGAAGUGAACGAAAAAAAUGAAGCGAACGAAAAAAAUGAAGCGAACGAAAAAAAUGAAGCGAACGAAAAAAAUGAAGCGAACGAAAAAAAUGAAGCGAACGAAAAAAAUGAAGCGAACGAACAAAAUGAGAUUACCGACGAAAUGGUCUUGGCAUUGCAAAAGAAAAAUAAAACAAGAAAAAUAAAAGAACCAGAAACGGGAGAUAAUAAGAUAAAGAAGGCUAAAAAAAUGGAAGAGCAUGAAAAAAAAGACAAAGAAAUUAAAUUGAGUUCAGAAGAUGAACGGGAAGAACAAAUAAAAAAUGAAUAUCUUGAAAAAAUUAAAAAAAUGAAAGAAGAGGGUUUGUUUACAGAUAAGGGAUUAGGAGCUGGGCUUGUUAAAUAA